This is a messenger RNA of Cuscuta campestris, 1512 nucleotides long. The record is from the annotation of a GenBank genome assembly. NCBI's taxonomy places the organism in Eukaryota, Viridiplantae, Streptophyta, Magnoliopsida, Solanales, Convolvulaceae.
AUGUAAAUUUGAUUGUGGAAGGAGAGAAUUUUUUUGAAGUUUACGCUUUUCCUAAACAUAGUUAUCUAAAAAAUCAAACAAGGUCAAAACAAUACUGUGUGUGUAAGGUCGGUCGCUCUGCGAGUCAGUCAGUCCUAUGUAAGAUACCGUUACUCUGUUACAUAUACAAAGGGACGACCAAUUAUUUACCCUACAAUAACCCCUCCCCGAUCCCCUUCCUCCCAGAUCGCGCCUCCCUUCGCCCCGCAUCCGCCUAUUCCUCCUCCUCCUCCGGCGCGCGGGAAUCGGAUCGGAACAUGAGGAAGAGGGAGCGGGAGAACCCUUGCGGCGUCUGCGGCCACUACCACAAGUACGAGGAAGGCGAGGUUUGCCCAAUCUGCGGCCACCGUAUGGCCGGCGUCGACGAGAAGCCUUCCUCCUUCCACACCAGCGCCUUUCCUUCCGAGAUCCUGCCCGAGUUCCUCUUCCUGGGUAGCUACGAUAAUGCCUCCAGGGCAGAGCUUCUUAAGACCCAGGGGAUUUCUCGAGUUCUCAAUACUGUCCCUUCUGUUCAAAAUCUGUAUAAAAAUUCGUUUACAUACCACUGCCUCCAAGAUGAACACAAUUUAGAGUUUGAUGAUGCAGUUGAAUUCUUAGAGGAAUGCGAAAGGGAUAGAGCACGUGUUCUUGUACAUUGCAUGACAGGGAAAAGCAGGUCACCUGCUAUUGUGAUGGCAUACCUAAUGAGAAGUAAAGGAUGGAAACUCGCACAAAGCUAUCAGUGGGUGAAAGAGCGAAGACCAUCCGUUGAACUCACCCAAGGCAUCUACCAGCAAUUGCAGGAUUACGAACAGACAGUCUUUGGAUCACAACCAGAGAGUGGCGUGGCCACCUCCACCUCCACCAUGGCGGCGGCAGCCUUCCCCUCCCCUCCCAACACUGCGCCUUCUUUCAGCUUCGGCUUCCCAAAGCUCAGCGAAACUGCUUCUUCUGCUCCCACUUUCAACACCGCCGGCGCAACUUCUCUCUUCUCCACCCCUCUUCUCAACAACAUUCCCCAAGAAUUCACUUUCGGCGCCGGUUGCUGUACCCUUGCCUCCCAGAACCCCCCUCCUGUCGCGAAUCAAAACCCAAACGACGGGGGUGGCGAUAUGUGCAUGGACGGCGCAUGAAGAAACAGAAAAAAAACAACUUUUGCGAAAUCAAAAUCCAAACGCGGUCUUGUUUUGUUUCCAGGGAGUGGGAGUCGCACAGUACAGGUUUCACAAGUUGGUGUUAUCUGGAAUGUCUUCUACAUGUGUAUAUUUGGAGGGAGUGUUUGUUUUACACAUACAGUAAUACUUAGUACUUGCUCUUAUUACAAGCUUUUAUUGUGACUGUGUGCUGGGAAACAUUUCUUUUUUUUUUUUGCUCGAGAUCCAUAGACGAGAACAAUCUAAGCAUUAUUUUUUGUACAUUGUGAUAGUUUUAAAUAUCUAGUUCCUUUUAAAGUUUUCAAUAUUUUUUAUGUGGUACUAAAUACGGAGUAUUUGU